Antrostomus carolinensis (chuck-will's-widow) is the source of this 1116-nucleotide messenger RNA. RefSeq names its product tesmin-like. The annotation marks the transcript as partial. The record is from RefSeq and is a predicted model, not a curated record. The transcript is spliced from 8 exons. NCBI's taxonomy places the organism in Eukaryota, Metazoa, Chordata, Aves, Caprimulgiformes, Caprimulgidae. Gene Ontology annotation, biological process: regulation of DNA-templated transcription. Gene Ontology annotation, cellular component: nucleus.
AUGGAGAAUCAGAUAUUGUUUGAUAUAAGAUCAGUGAUAGACAGUGGACUUGUAGCUGAAAUAUUUAGUCAAAAUAGUCCUGUUAGUGCUGAAAACUUUAAUCUGGAAACUGCAGUCAUUAAUAAUCCCAUUGAAGAAGGAUUGCUAUCCAGUCAAGACAGUCAUUUAUGCACUGUAAAUGUGGGAGAGGCUUUGUUAGAUCACAUCAAUUAUCCACUUACCAUUGAAAACCAAAACGCAAUAGUAAAAGUUGAAGUACAUCUGCAUAGAAGCAACAGCUGUGAUGAUGAAGAUCUUGAAAAAUACAAGGAAUUCAAUCUUCCAGAAGAAGCUGAACGUACGCAUUCACCUUAUCUGCCUUCAGAUGGUGUCCACGUUCUUUCUUCUGUAGCGACACAGCAUAACAAUUGCAGCGUCCCAACGUCAAGCGUGUUCUCUGCAGAAGGAACAGUCAAUCAAAAUGUCAGAAUGAUACCAGUGUUCAGAUCAUUCAUAGCUCCAGUUGCAGGUGAGAAUAAGUGUAUUUGUUAUGAUCAAUUUGAAGGAACCCAAAGCAGUACUAUGCAGUUACAAAACCUGACCGAUUGCCCAAAUGAAUCUUCCAGUGAUAUCUAUGGCUUGCCUCAGACGAGUGCUUCUGUCUAUGAUGAAAUAGUUAUCUGCCAGUUGGAAGGAGGUACUCAAAUACUCUGUAUAAACAGUUGUGACACACAGGAACUAAAACCAGUUCAGCUGAUUCCUGACUAUCAUGACCAACAUAAUUAUCGUCAAUCAGAUGUGGACAACUCUGUGACAGCUGUCCUGGGGCAGUUUUUGCCUGUUCCAGGUGAACUGUUUCUGAAUAAACAAGAGUUUGAAAACAGACCCUUACAACCAGUAGCUAACACUGCCACACUUCAUCUAGAAUCAGAUCUGCAUGCAGUGAAUGUGACCUCAGAGGGCUUACCUUUUGGUUCAGAGGUUACAAAGUCUAAGAAACCAUGUAACUGCACAAAAUCUCAGUGUCUUAAAUUAUAUUGUGAUUGCUUUGCCAAUGGUGAUUUUUGCAACAACUGCAACUGCAAUAAUUGUUACAACAAUCAACUUAAUGAAACUGAGCGCUUUAAAGCCAUUAAG